This is a messenger RNA of Scedosporium apiospermum, 1182 nucleotides long. RefSeq lists its product as uncharacterized. Gene Ontology annotation, biological process: protein sumoylation. The transcript has 2 exons. Bases 1 to 1182 code for a protein of 393 amino acids. Gene Ontology annotation, cellular component: cytoplasm; SUMO activating enzyme complex. The record is from RefSeq and is a predicted model, not a curated record. Lineage: Eukaryota; Fungi; Ascomycota; Sordariomycetes; Microascales; Microascaceae. Gene Ontology annotation, molecular function: SUMO activating enzyme activity.
AUGGAGCCCUCCCAAAACAACGACUCUACAGCCAUUAGCGAAGACGAAAUCGCCCUCUACGACCGCCAAAUCCGCCUCUGGGGCCUCCAAGCCCAAGAAAAAAUCCGCAAAGCCUCCAUCCUCCUCCUAACCCUGCGCGCACUCGGUACUGAAAUCGCCAAAAACCUCGUCCUAGCGGGCAUAUCCUCGCUGACGAUCCUCGACAGCGCACCCGUCUCCGCCGCCGACCUCGGCGCCCAGUUCUUCCUCUCAUCCCAGCAAUCCGAGUUGCCACAAGACGAGUCCGCCAUUGGCAAGAACAGGGCGAUCGUGGCUGCUCCGGCGAUUCAGAAACUUAACCCGCGCGUUGCUGUGCGCGUGGAUGAGGAGGCAGACCUCGAGAAAAAGGGCGAUGCGUUCUUCGCUCAGUUCGAUGUUAUCAUCGCUACGGAUUUGGACACAGAUGCGUUGGAGAGGGUCAACGACGCCGCGAGGAGGGUAGGCAAGCCAUUUUACGCCGCGGGCGUCGGCGGCAUGUACGGCUUUAUUUUCGCGGACCUAGGACCGCACCACGAAUACGUCAUCCAGCGAGACGCUGGUAACCUCGCCACCAAGACGGGUCCCGAAACUCCCACGCGCUCCGUGCUCUCCGUCCGCACAAAGAAAGAGGGUCCCCGCAUCGUCGAAUCCGUGACCAAGCGCGAACUCUACUCCCCCUUCCAAACAUCCUGCCUAUCCGCUAAACUCCCCCAAGAAUACACAAAGUCGAAACGUCGCCUGCGCGGCGUAACGCCCGUGCUCUCUUGUCUCCGCGCCCUAUGGUCCUUUUCUUCUCCUUCCGAAACUGCUACCACCACUACUACAGAAAACGGAACUACCGCUCGUCGCCUACCCCGUCAAGAUAACCGCGAAGACCUUGCCGCAUUCACCCAGCUCGCCAUGGCCAAACACGCCGAGUUGGGCUUACCCCCCGAGACGUUGACACCCGAGGUCAUCCGUCGAUUCCUGCAGGGCGUCGGCUGCGAGAUCGCCCCCGUCACGGCCGUCCUAGGUGGUCAGCUGGCUCAGGACGUCAUUAAUGUUUUGGGAAGGACGCAGCAGCCCGUUCAGAAUGUGGUUGUGUUUGAUGGCGAUAAGAUGGAGGCGCAGAUGUAUGCUUUGCAUCCUGAGGCGGAUGUGGAUGGUGCGAAUGGGGGAGCUUAA